AACCCUUCUUCACAUUCUUACUCGCUAACGCAGCGCGUGUUUUCAUUGUGCAAAAGUAAUUAUAUAUAAUUUAAGAUUAAACUGCGUAUCACAAUUCAAAAAUAAUGUCCAAGCGUCGCAUUGAAGUGGGGGAGACCUAUUCCUCCAGCAAAUUAAAGCCAAUGGAUCCCGAGGCAUCCACAUCAGCUGCGGCGUCGGCAGCAGCUGCCGCCGGCACUGUAGCCCAAAUACUUGGAGGAUUUGUGCCCAGCAAGCAACCUCCAACCAUAAAUAGUUUGACGGGCAAGGCGUAUUCGGCUCGCUAUCAAAAUCUCUAUAAGAAGCGUAUCAGCUUACCCGUGUUUGAGUAUCAGACAGACUUUAUGCGUCUGCUAAACAACCAUCAGUGCAUUGUCCUGGUAGGAGAGACGGGUUCUGGAAAGACCACACAGAUUCCCCAAUGGUGUGUGGAUUUUGCAAUAUCUAAGGGCCGCAAGGCGGUGUCCUGCACCCAACCACGUCGUGUGGCUGCCAUGUCAGUGGCGCAACGUGUAUCCGAGGAAAUGGAUGUGAAUCUGGGCGAGGAAGUGGGUUAUUCCAUCCGUUUUGAGGAUUGUUCUUCACCCAAAACAUUGCUCAAAUACAUGACCGAUGGUAUGUUGCUUCGUGAAGCCAUGUCUGAUCCUAUGCUGGAGCAGUAUCAGGUUAUACUCUUGGAUGAGGCUCACGAAAGGACAUUGGCCACCGAUAUACUAAUGGGUGUCCUCAAGGAGGUGAUACGACAGCGUGAUGAUUUGAAAUUGGUUGUCAUGUCGGCCACAUUGGAUGCCGGCAAGUUCCAGCAAUAUUUCGAUAAUGCUCCACUAAUGAAUGUGCCCGGUCGAACACAUCCUGUGGAGAUUUUCUAUACACCAGAGCCAGAGAGAGACUAUCUAGAAGCGGCUAUCAGGACAGUCAUUCAAAUACACAUGUGCGAGGAGAUUGAAGGUGACAUUUUAAUGUUUCUCACGGGUCAGGAAGAAAUUGAGGAGGCUUGCAAGCGAAUCAAACGUGAAAUUGAUAAUCUUGGCUCCGAAAUUGGCGAAUUGAAAUGCAUUCCCUUAUAUUCCACCUUGCCGCCCAAUCUGCAGCAGCGAAUCUUCGAGGCAGCUCCACCCACAAAUGCCAAUGGAGCCAUUGGCCGCAAAGUUGUCGUCUCCACCAAUAUAGCAGAAACCUCACUGACCAUUGACGGAGUGGUCUUUGUCAUUGAUCCAGGAUUUGCCAAGCAAAAAGUCUACAAUCCCAGAAUUCGUGUGGAAUCGCUCUUGGUGUCGCCCAUAUCUAAGGCAUCGGCUCAGCAGCGUGCCGGUCGUGCUGGACGUACGCGUCCAGGCAAAUGUUUCCGCCUAUACACAGAGAAAGCAUUCAAAAAUGAAAUGCAGGACAACACUUAUCCGGAAAUUUUGAGAUCCAAUUUAGGCACUGUGGUACUUCAACUCAAGAAACUAGGCAUCGAUGAUUUGGUUCACUUUGAUUUUAUGGAUCCUCCAGCCCCAGAGACUCUGAUGCGUGCUCUCGAGUUGCUAAACUAUUUGGCAGCCCUCGAUGAUGAUGGUAAUCUAACGGAUUUGGGCGCUGUCAUGUCUGAAUUCCCGUUGGAUCCACAAUUGGCCAAAAUGCUGAUAGCCAGUUGCCAGCAUAAUUGCUCCAAUGAGAUACUAUCCAUAACGGCCAUGUUGUCGGUGCCGCAAUGCUUUGUCCGACCCAAUGAGGCCAAAAAGGCAGCCGAUGAGGCCAAGAUGCGUUUCGCCCAUGUCGAUGGAGAUCAUUUGACCCUGCUGAAUGUCUAUCAUGCCUUUAAACAGAGCAGCGAGGAUCCCAAUUGGUGUUAUGAGAACUUUAUUAAUUUCCGUUCCCUCAAAAGCGCUGACAAUGUGCGACAACAAUUGGCCAGGAUAAUGGAUCGCUUCAAUUUGCGUCGCACUAGCACAGAGUUUACCUCGAAGGAUUAUUAUGUGAACAUACGCAAAGCUCUGGUGCAGGGAUUCUUUAUGCAGGUGGCCCAUCUGGAGCGUACAGGACACUAUCUAACCAUUAAGGAUAAUCAAAAUGUGCAACUGCAUCCCUCGACUUGUUUGGGUCACAAGCCAGAUUGGGUAAUCUAUAAUGAAUUUGUGUUAACCACCAAGAACUACAUACGCACAGUGACAGAUGUGAAACCGGAAUGGCUACUCAAUUUGGCGCCCCAGUACUAUGACCUUAAUAAUUUCCCACAAUGCGAGGCCAAGAGGCAACUGGAGUUACUCCAGCAGCGCAUAGAAACGAAACAAUAUCAAAAGGGCUUCUAAAAUCCACAUCAAGAGUCACUUAAGUUACAUCAUAAUAGAACUUUUAUGCUUUUUUUAAUUGGAAUCAUAUUUUUAUCACUCAAACAAACAAGAACAAUUCCGUUAAUUAACAAAUGAAAUGUGAAGAAAAA
Molecule: messenger RNA, 2440 nt
Organism: Drosophila willistoni
Lineage: Eukaryota; Metazoa; Arthropoda; Insecta; Diptera; Drosophilidae
Gene: Dhx15
Product: putative pre-mRNA-splicing factor ATP-dependent RNA helicase PRP1
Exons: 7
Coding region: 105-2309 (734 amino acids)
Cellular component (GO): spliceosomal complex; intracellular anatomical structure
Molecular function (GO): RNA helicase activity; RNA binding; ATP binding
Source: RefSeq, a predicted model, not a curated record